AUCAAAUGUAAUUCCGUACGGCAGAUAUCGAAGCCUCUCUAUAUAAACAAUCCCAGCACCACUGCAACGAAAUCAACUAACUUCUUUCCCCUGAAAUCAAUCAUCCCCACAAGUAUCCUGAAAUGGCGCCAAAGGCGGAGAAGAAACCAGCUACGGCAGAGAAGAAACCGCCGCGGCCAGAGAAGAGUGUUGGGGCGAAGGAGGGCGGUGGGGAGGCCGGGAAGAAGAAGAAGAAGGUGAAGAAGAGCACGGAGACGUACAAGAUCUACAUAUUCAAGGUGCUAAAGCAGGUGCACCCGGACAUCGGCAUCUCCAGCAAGGCCAUGGGGAUCAUGAACAGCUUCAUCAACGACAUCUUCGAGAAGCUUGCCAUGGAGUCCUCGCGUCUCGCCCGCUACAACAAGAAGCCUACCAUCACCUCGCGCGAGAUCCAGACCGCUGUCAGGCUCGUUCUGCCCGGCGAGCUCGCCAAACACGCUGUCUCCGAGGGAACCAAGGCCGUCACCAAAUUCACUAGCUCUUAGCCUCCUCAUUUUUACUCUCUUCAUUUCAUUCAUUCCAUGGAUUAUAUAUCAACAUUCUGGAUUUCCAAAAAUGACAUUCCUAAUAAAAUUAAUUUCGGAUUACCUGGAAUUCUAUAUGUUUUGGUUUUGAUUAGGUUGAUACAAUGAACAUGGCAUUAAGGUAAAGGAAAACAAAUCAAGUAUUCAUAGCUUUUAUUGAAAGCGUAGAUGACACAUGCUGUGUACAUCAUAAACAGACUGAAACCUAAU
This is a messenger RNA of Salvia hispanica, 773 nucleotides long. RefSeq names its product histone H2B.9-like. Gene Ontology annotation, molecular function: DNA binding; structural constituent of chromatin; protein heterodimerization activity. The record is from RefSeq and is a predicted model, not a curated record. NCBI's taxonomy places the organism in Eukaryota, Viridiplantae, Streptophyta, Magnoliopsida, Lamiales, Lamiaceae. Gene Ontology annotation, cellular component: nucleosome.